Messenger RNA from Penicillium griseofulvum, 1089 nucleotides. RefSeq lists its product as uncharacterized. Lineage: Eukaryota; Fungi; Ascomycota; Eurotiomycetes; Eurotiales; Aspergillaceae. Gene Ontology annotation, molecular function: ATP binding; protein kinase activity. The transcript has 5 exons. Bases 1 to 1089 code for a protein of 362 amino acids. Gene Ontology annotation, biological process: regulation of mRNA processing; protein phosphorylation; spliceosomal complex assembly. The record is from RefSeq and is a predicted model, not a curated record.
AUGCGUCGCUUUGAGAGGAUCAACGACGUCGUUGAACCCGUUGAGGAGUACAAACCUGGCGGCUACCAUCCCGUGCAUCUAGGAGAUGUAUUCCAAGAGAGAUACGAAAUUGUCGGGAAAUGGUCAUAUGGCCAAUUUUCCACAGUGUGGCAUGCAUGGGACUACACACUGGAGAGAGACGUCACGUUGAAAAUCCUCAAAGCCACUGCUUUGGAGAAAAGCAAGGAACUCUCCACUUUUACUCAAUUGUCGCAGGCAAAAAAUCACCCGGGGAAGAAACACGUUCUUUCCCUUCUUGACCAUUUCAAACAUAACGGUCCGAACGGUUCACACCCCUGUCUCGUGUUCCCUUCAAUGCUAUCCGAUGGUCAGGUAAUGACGGCUCAUCGUAUGGCUCGAAGUGUAAUGUUUAUGCGGAAUAUAUCCAAACAGAUUAUUCUCGGUUUGGAAUUUCUGCAUGAAACGGAUUUCAUUCAUAGUGAUCUGCAUGCUGCAAACAUACUUUUCAAUACCACUCAGACCGAGUAUCGGGACCUUCUUAUGCCACCGAAGUUUAGCCCAGUUUGCUGGCUUCCGGGGAUCGAAGCGGACUCGAGUGCUCCGGAAUAUUUGAUGGUCUCCCAGCGACCUUUUGGUUUCCUACAUGAUGCCGAUGGUUCGUGCUUGACGGUUAAGAUUGGCGAUCUUGGUGGAGCCUUCCAAUCGAAUGAUAAGGACUCCCGUCCUGUGACUCCCUUCGGGAUGAAAGCCCCUGAGCUGUUUGACGGGCGUCCGUUGGAUAAUAAGAUUGAUAUCUGGGCACUAGGUUGCUUAUUAUUCCAGUUUGCUACAAAUGAGCCACUCUUUCCUGUGAUGAGGUUCGGCUGUACUGAGGAGGAAUGUCGCCAAAUGUUGAGGGAUCUCGUCACUCAGAUCGUUGGAAGUGGCUAUGUCGGCUUUGCUGUUCAUCUUGGGGAAAGGCUGAAAUCUGAUUUUGAUGGGGAACAUACAGAGCAAUUUGCUCAAUUUCUCUGGCCAAUGCUUCAACAGAAUCCACAGGAUCGACCCUCUGCCAGUGAGCUUUUGAAGCAUCCGUUUCUGCAUUGUUAA